AUGCUGUUGUGGAAAAAUCUCAAAAAAUUCUGGCAUUUCGGUAGGGUCUAUGAAACUCAAAGUGUUCGGGAAAUCUUUUGGCAAAAUACCAAAGAAUUCUGUCGCCAAACGACGCUACAUGGAAUGAAGUAUAUUGUGGAUUCGAAUUUGAAGCCCAGCGAAAGGUGUUUCUUUGGAGUAUCUAUUGUAACGGUCAUGAUAGCUGCAGUCUAUUUAAUCGUCCAUGUCUAUCAGAAAUGGGCCACUACCCCAGUUAUUGUGGGCAUUAAUCCUCAAUCAACUGCCAUAACUGAUGAACCUUUUCCCGCUGUGACUAUUUGUAAUCUGAAUCAAGCUCUAAAUGAUACUGCGAGGGAGUUUUCAAAAAAUUCCACCGACUUUACAAUAGUCCAGCUGUUGUGUAAACGUGAAGUAAAUCAGACGGUGGUCAAGUCCAUUACAAAUUGGAAUCAUGUGGAGCAGUUUAUUGUAAAUAUUUCCCAACCCUGUAAGGAUAUGCUGGUGGAGUGUCGCUUUGGUGGUAAAUACUACAACUGUAGUCAUCUAUUUUAUCCUCUGGUAACGGAUGAGGGUUUGUGUUGUUCCUUCAAUAUGCUACAUCCGAAGUUCAUGUAUCUAUCACACAUUCCCCUGUCCUAUCCGAACACCACACCCAUGCAAACACCCAUCGAUUGGCAUUCAGAGGCCGGAUAUCCUCAAGAUUUACCCAAAAAUUAUUAUCCUCGAAAAAUUCCUGGUGUUGGUGAGUCGAUGGGUCUAUCGGUGGCUAUUGAUGUCCAGGAAGAUAAAUACUAUUGUUCCUCCUCGAAUAGUAUUGGAUUCAAAUUUGCCCUACACAGCCCCAAUGAAACGCCCAAUGUUCAUGACACUGGGGUUUUCAUAGAGCCCGGGAAAGAGACCAAUAUUCGAAUACGUCCAGAUAAAACCGAAUCGGAUAAACAACUUCUGGGUAUGUCAAGGCGACUGCGUAAAUGCCUCUUUCAGGAUGAGGGGAAUCUGAAAUUUUUCGCCCAUUACACCCAGCGAAAUUGUGAAAUGGAAUGUGUAGCCCAGGUCUCGUGGAAAUAUUGUGGCUGCAUAAGUUUUUAUAUGCCGAAAAUAUACAACAAUGUCACUGUGUGCAGCAUAAAUGAGGCCAAGUGUGCCAGGGCUGUGCGUCUGGGUAUUUACAACAGCCGCACCUCCUGUUUCGAUGAGUGUUUGCCUAGCUGCUUUGAAAUGGAUUAUCCCAUCGAUGCAUUUGCCACCAAAUUGGCCCAUACUGGAUUGAUUUUUAGCAAUCGUAAUAUAGCUGCCUUCAAGCGUUCGUAUGUGGUGAAAAAUAUUGCCAUUGUUCAUAUGUUUUUCAGCUCGAAUACUUUUCGCAGCAAUUUGCAAACGGAGUUUAUUCAUUUUUCCGAUUUUCUAUCAAGUGUUGGUGGUCUCAUGGGUUUAUUUCUGGGCUUCAGUUUUCUAUCGAUUGCCGAAUGCAUAUAUUACGCUGUCAUACAUCCAUGCCGCACAAUGGGUCAAUAUCAACGAUCAUUGGAAUUGCAUAGAUCAUUGCAAAGUGUAAGGAAAUUAUCAUCAAGAUCGAAAAAGAAACGUUCUACGCUGAAGUCACGUUGCAAAAAACUAUUUUCUUCUUCGUCCAAAGUUCAUGACCGGCAUGUUAAGGUCAUUAAAGUUCCCUAUGCCAUAACAUAUGGAUUUGAGGUUCCUGUCAAUGACAAAGUUCAGUUGCCAUUUUGUCAGUAG
Musca domestica (house fly) is the source of this 1737-nucleotide messenger RNA. Its product is annotated as pickpocket protein 28-like. Gene Ontology annotation, cellular component: membrane. The transcript has 6 exons. Bases 1 to 1737 code for a protein of 578 amino acids. The record is from RefSeq and is a predicted model, not a curated record. Gene Ontology annotation, biological process: sodium ion transmembrane transport. Gene Ontology annotation, molecular function: ligand-gated sodium channel activity. NCBI's taxonomy places the organism in Eukaryota, Metazoa, Arthropoda, Insecta, Diptera, Muscidae.